AUGAGCAUCAAGGCGUCGAUGAAAGGCAACUUCAGCUCAAGUUGUCUCAUUAGUUCAUCAAACUUGGCCUUGUGUGCUUCCAACAGUUGUUUCUUGAACCUUCCUGGAAAGGGUAGAGGGGGUUUGUAUGGUGGUGGUCCUGAUGGAGUGUCUUUCUUCUUUGCAACAGGUUUAGUUGGUUGGCUGGAGCUUGCUUUGUCUGUUCUUUCUCAGCUCGAUCGAGCUCUGGUUUGUCUUGCUGAGUCUCGGUUUCUCAGCUCGAUCGAGCUCUGGUUCAGGGUUUUGUUCCAGCUCGAUCGAGUUCGGGUCGAGUUAUCAUCAGACUCGACUAAAUCCUCCCCUUCCUCGUCAUCGAUGUCCACAGCGAUUUGGGGUGGGCUACCUCUACUUGGGAAUUGUCGCCCACUUCUUAGUGUAACUGCUUGGGCAUACUCUUGUGGUGAAGAGGAUGAUGCACUUGAAGACUCAAUGAUUUGGACUCUUGAAGUCAAUGACUCAGUUUGGAGUGUAUCUCAACCAGCUUGUUGUUCAUUUCCAGAGAACCUUUGGCUUGCCCUUGUAGGAGUUGUUGGAGCAUUUCCUUCAUAUCCCAAUCUUGACUUGGUUGGGUAUGAGUAG
Messenger RNA from Microthlaspi erraticum, 618 nucleotides. The record is from the annotation of a GenBank genome assembly. Lineage: Eukaryota; Viridiplantae; Streptophyta; Magnoliopsida; Brassicales; Brassicaceae.